Molecule: messenger RNA, 1562 nt
Organism: Manis pentadactyla (Chinese pangolin)
Lineage: Eukaryota; Metazoa; Chordata; Mammalia; Pholidota; Manidae
Gene: PPP1R14D
Product: protein phosphatase 1 regulatory inhibitor subunit 14D
Exons: 4
Coding region: 131-568 (145 amino acids)
Biological process (GO): regulation of phosphorylation
Cellular component (GO): cytoplasm
Molecular function (GO): protein serine/threonine phosphatase inhibitor activity
Source: RefSeq, a predicted model, not a curated record
CGGCCCUCCUUCCCUCCACCUUUCUUUCUUCCCUGCUGGCCUCUCCCUCUUUUCUCUGUCUCCUCACUCUGUUGGCACCCUUGCUCUAACUGGCAGUUUUUCCCAGCUCCUUGUUCAAGCCAGUCCUUCCAUGCUGUCUUCAAGCCCUGCUUCCUGUACAUCUCCCAACCCAGACAAGGACAACCCAAGUAAGAAGGUCCAGUGGGCUUCUGGAAGGAGGAGGACAUCAUCCACAGACUCAGAGUCCAAGUCCCACCCUGACCCCUCCAGAGUGUCCAGGUCCCGGAGACCCAGCCGGCUCACAGUGAAGUACGACCGGGGGCAGCUCCAGCGCUGGCUGGAGACGGAGCAGUGGGUGGAUGCGAAAGUGCAGGAGCUCUUCCAGGAUCAACCAAGUCCUUCUGAGCCUGAGAUUGACCUGGAGGCUCUCAUGGAAUUAUCCACAGAGGAGCAGAAGACUCAGUUGGAGGCUAUUCUCCAAAACUGCCCUCGCCCCACAGAGCCUUUUAUCUCUGAGCUGCUCAGUCAACUCAAGAAACUCCGGAGACUCAGUCGGCCUCAGAAAUAAGCCUUGUGAGACCAACAUCAACAGCCUCAGCACUGCCAGGCCCGCCUUGAAUCUCUGGAUCCUGGGCUGAGAGAGAAAUAACUCCUUGGGUCACAGACAAAGAACAUGGAGGACAAGGAGGGACAUUUGGACACCCCUAGUGUAUGUGCAGUCACAGCUAGUUCCUGUCACUGGGCUUUCUGGGAGCCAGUCAUGGCUGUUUCCCAGUGCUUUCCUUGGCAACCAAGUGGAUAAAACCUUUAGGAGCCCCAGCUGAAUGGAGUGUGGAGCAUAUCUGUGCCGAGGGAUGGGGGAGGGGGAGGGCAAAGCGAUAUACCAGAGGGCACAUCCUGAGUCACUGGGCUGUGGCCACACACCCCAUCCAUCCAUCCAAACAGGACCCAAAAAUUCGAAGAGGAAGGUCACAAUUCUGCUAGAGACAUCACAAUCUAACAAGGCCCAGAGGCCAAGCUGCGGCACCUGGCUGCAACACAAAGCCUCCUGGCACCUCCAACAGGAGCCCAAGUAGCAGAGACUAGCCUUGAAUCCCAGAGGAAAGCUAACAGGAAAAACCUAGCUGGGUUGGGGGCAUCUGGGAAGGUUACACCUUCUUCCCCUUUAAAUGAUUCAGGAGGCCUUAGGUGGAGGACUCCUCCUUGAGCAGCUGUAGCCAGAGACAGGAAGAGAGAAAGCAGGGGCUAAGCAGAAGGGUAUAAAGGGUACAGGCUGAGAAGCUGAGAGUCAGGUCAGGAAGGAGUUGCCAGAAACACACACUGGGUCUGAAUGGCAGAUAGGUUGGGAUGGGGGCCCUGGGAAGAGGCAUCCUUGGUGAGUAAGGCAGGAAGCAGGGUGUGUAAUCAUUGUGCAUGCAGUGUCUGAGUACUACAGAGGCUCAGAAAUCCGAUGGUGAGGCCUAGGGGCUGAGCUGGGCUGCCCGGAACAGGAUGCAUAGUUUGGUUCAGCAAAUAUUCAUGCCUACUGUGUGAACAGUAGGAACAGUCCCACCUGCAGAAAC